Mytilus californianus (California mussel) is the source of this 445-nucleotide messenger RNA. RefSeq lists its product as uncharacterized. The record is from RefSeq and is a predicted model, not a curated record. Bases 26 to 445 code for a protein of 139 amino acids. The transcript has 3 exons. NCBI's taxonomy places the organism in Eukaryota, Metazoa, Mollusca, Bivalvia, Mytilida, Mytilidae.
AAGCCUUCUCAUCUUUUGGAUACUAAUGCCAGUUGUUGCAAAAACAACUAAAGUUUUUUCGAGGCCAUAUAAGAAAUUGAUGAUGUGUGGAGAUGGAAAUGCUCACGAUACACUUUCGCCUGAUGAGAUUCAUUUCACAUGUAAACCAGGACCUGGCAAGUUCGUUCAUUGUAAAGACUGUUAUACAUCCAUAAAAAAGCCUUUUCAAUGUCCUGGGUACGGCUAUGUCUCAGGUUGGGACCUGGUUGGUUUUAAGAUCAAAGUGCGAUGCUGUAUGGAACCAGGUAUGAAAUACAGCCACAAAGAUUGCAGAAGCCAUUUCAAUAAAGAUGUUGCAGUUGGACGAAUCUACAGAGUAGACAAAGGCAAAGUAAUUACCGGAUUUAAGACAUUUGAUGGCGGGUAUGUAAUGAUGCUAAUGAAUAUAGAUGUAGGGUAUACGUGA